Molecule: messenger RNA, 2766 nt
Organism: Jaculus jaculus (lesser Egyptian jerboa)
Lineage: Eukaryota; Metazoa; Chordata; Mammalia; Rodentia; Dipodidae
Gene: Slc9a2
Product: solute carrier family 9 member A2
Exons: 12
Coding region: 1-2451 (816 amino acids)
Biological process (GO): proton transmembrane transport; sodium ion transport; regulation of pH
Cellular component (GO): membrane
Molecular function (GO): sodium:proton antiporter activity
Source: RefSeq, a predicted model, not a curated record
AUGGAACCCGCGGGUACCGGGCUGAGCCCGCGGGCGCCGCCGCCCCGGCUGCUGCCGGUGCUGGUGCUACUGCUGCUGGUGCAGGUGGCGGGGCCGGCGGCGGCCCUGGCGGAGACCCUGCUGGAUGCACCCAAGGCCAGGGGCACCAGCUCCAACCAGCCCAGCCCAGCGAGCGUGGUGGCUCCGGGAACCACGCCGUUCGAGGAAAGCCGGCUGCCUGUGUUCACUCUGGAUUACCCCCACGUGCAAAUCCCCUUCGAGAUCACUUUGUGGAUUCUGCUGGCCUCGCUGGCCAAGAUUGGAUUCCAUCUCUAUCACAAGUUGCCAACAAUCGUGCCUGAGAGCUGCCUUCUCAUCAUGGUUGGACUUUUACUAGGUGGUAUUAUUUUUGGUGUUGAUGAAAAAUCUCCCCCUGCAAUGAAGACUGAUGUGUUUUUCUUAUAUCUCCUGCCACCCAUCGUGCUUGAUGCUGGUUAUUUCAUGCCUACUCGACCCUUCUUUGAGAACCUUGGCACCAUUUUCUGGUAUGCUGUUGUAGGGACACUCUGGAAUUCCAUUGGCAUUGGGGUAUCUUUGUUUGGCAUCUGUCAGAUUGAAGCUUUUGGCCUCAGUGACAUCACUCUGCUCCAGAACCUGCUCUUUGGCAGUUUGAUCUCUGCUGUGGACCCCGUGGCUGUGCUUGCUGUCUUUGAGAACAUUCAUGUCAAUGAGCAGCUCUACAUCCUGGUCUUUGGCGAGUCCCUGCUGAAUGAUGCAGUCACAGUGGUCCUCUACAACUUGUUCAAGUCUUUUUGCCAGAUGAAAACCAUUGAGACCAUCGAUGUGUUUGCAGGCAUUGCUAACUUCUUUGUCGUGGGAAUUGGUGGGGUGCUGAUUGGAGUCUUCCUGGGGUUCAUAGCGGCAUUUACCACACGUUUCACACAUAACAUCCGAGUGAUUGAGCCGCUCUUUGUCUUCCUGUACAGCUAUUUAUCCUACAUCACAGCCGAAAUGUUUCACCUCUCAGGCAUCAUGGCAAUCACUGCUUGUGCAAUGACUAUGAAUAAGUAUGUGGAAGAAAAUGUGUCUCAGAAGUCCUACACUACUAUCAAGUAUUUCAUGAAGAUGCUGAGUAGUGUCAGUGAGACCUUGAUCUUCAUCUUCAUGGGUGUGUCCACUGUUGGGAAAAACCACGAGUGGAACUGGGCCUUCGUCUGCUUUACCCUGGUCUUCUGUCUGAUCUGGCGAGCACUGGGAGUCUUUGUCCUGACUCAGGUGAUUAACUGGUUCAGAACCAUUCCCCUGACCUUCAAGGACCAGUUCAUCAUUGCCUAUGGAGGGCUUCGUGGUGCCAUCUGUUUUGCACUGGUGUUUCUCCUUCCUGCCACUGUGUUUCCUCGCAAGAAAUUAUUCAUCACAGCUGCCAUUGUUGUCAUAUUCUUCACAGUUUUCAUCCUGGGAAUCACCAUCCGGCCACUGGUGGAGUUUCUUGACGUUAAAAGAUCCAAUAAGAAGCAGCAAGCAGUCAGUGAGGAAAUCCACUGUCGGUUUUUUGACCAUGUGAAGACUGGGAUUGAAGAUGUUUGUGGACAUUGGGGUCACAACUUCUGGAGAGACAAAUUUAAGAAAUUUGAUGACAAAUACCUUCGGAAGCUUUUAAUACGUGAAAAUCAACCCAAGUCUAGCAUUGUGUCCUUAUAUAAAAAGCUUGAAAUAAAGCAUGCCAUUGAGAUGGCAGAGACUGGGAUGAUAAGUACUGUUCCUUCUUUUGCGUCUCUAAAUGAUUGCCGUGAAGAAAAAAUAAGAAAACUCACACCUGGUGAAAUGGAUGAAAUUCGAGAAAUACUCUCAAGGAAUCUAUAUCAUAUCCGUCAGCGGACUUUGUCAUACAACAGACACAACCUCACGGCUGACACCAAUGAAAGGCAAGCCAAGGAGAUUCUGAUCCGCAGACGCCACAGCUUGCGGGAAAGCAUCCGGAAGGACAACAGCCUGAAUCGGGAGCGCAGGGCUUCCACCUCAACUUCUCGAUAUUUGUCCUUACCGAAAAAUACAAAGCUUCCAGAAAAGCUGCAAAAGAAAAAGAAUAUUUCUAAUGCAGAUGGCAAUAGCAGCGACUCUGAUGCAGAUGCUGGGACCACAGUGCUCAAUUUGCAACCCAGAGCCAGGCGCUUUUUGCCAGAGCAGUUUUCCAAGAAACCUUCCCAGGCCUAUAAAAUGGAAUGGAAGAACGAGGUGGAUGUUGAUUCUGGCCGAGGCCAGUCUAGCACCCCCACAACACCCCACAGCAAAGAAGGAGGCACCCAGACACCUGGGGUACUGAGGCAGCCCCUUCUCUCCAAAGACAGGUUUGGCAGGGGAAGGGAAGAUAGUUUGACUGAGGAUGUCCCACCCAAGCCUCCACCAAGGCUGGUUCGGAGGGCAUCAGAGCCUGGAAGUCGGAAAGCCCGGUUUGGGAGUGAAAAGCCUUAAUGAAAUGGCCAAAGCAGACUGUGGGGCACUGAGCCAGCAUAGCUGUGGUUUGUCACCCUAAAAUCCCAUCAACCAUAGAAUCCAAUAGAACCUUCUAUCUAUGAACUUUACUUGGGCAGUAGAUCAAGCCAUUGAUUCAUGCAAUGAACGCUUGUCUCAAGAAGAGAAAAAAGAAAGAAAGAAAGUCCCACAGAAUGGCUUUUGUGACUUGUUGCAAGUAACUAUAUACUUUGAAGACCUGAAGGGGAAAAAAGUGUGCCUUUAUUGAACUUGAAUGACAGAACUUGAAAUUUUUAACACACCUUUGUUGGUAAA